This is a messenger RNA of Amphiprion ocellaris (clown anemonefish), 4471 nucleotides long. RefSeq lists its product as uncharacterized. The record is from RefSeq and is a predicted model, not a curated record. Lineage: Eukaryota; Metazoa; Chordata; Actinopteri; Pomacentridae. The transcript has 19 exons. Bases 96 to 3656 code for a protein of 1186 amino acids.
CCAGUUUCUCUUUCAGAAAGCAGCUGUGGUAAGGCUAAUUCAAAUACUGUUGACCGUGCAACUUUCUGAUUAAACAUUUAAGGACAACAAGAGUCAUGCUACUGCCUGGUGUGUUGAUGGGUUUCAUCAUUUCCAUCUCAGGGGUGAAUGGUGAGGCAAAAAGCAUCUGUGCUUUAAGACGAUCUUCAGUGGAUCUGCCCUGCCCAGCUCUCUCAUCGACUGUGAAAUGGUACACUGUACACGAGGACGGUGUCAAGUAUGUUAAGAAGGCGCUCUCUGCAGAUGAAACUCAUGUAACUUACAAGAUGUCUGAAGAAAGUCGUCUUAUUUUGACGAUCAAUGAUCUGAGACGAAAUGACUCAAAAUAUUACUGCUGCAGCAGCAAUGAUGAGGACCCUGCAGUUUGCUGGAAUAAUGCAGUUCAGCUCACUCUUUCAGACCUGCAGGUGAAGGUGAUUCCCUCCACAGAGGGACAAACAGUAACUCUGAUGUGCAGCACCAGCUGUCCUCUGACUGAAAAGCCUGCAGCCUACAUCUGGUACAAGAACGGAGAGUUUCUCUAUGAGGACUGGUCUCCCUGGUACCAAGAGCUGCUCAGCAGUGAUCAAGCAGUCAGAUACUCCUGUGCUGUCAAAGGCUACGAGGGUCUCAGAGCUCCUGAAGUCUCAGUGGAUUCUGUCACACCGACCUGCUUCAGUGUGACCUACUCUAGAGGGAGGAUGUGUUCAUAUGAUCAAACAUCACAGAAAGAAGCUUGUUCUAUCACAUAUCCCAGAGAAUUAAAAGUUGAAAGGUCUUCAGGGUCAUCGGUUGAAGUGAAAUGUACCACCAGCUGUCCUGAGAUUGAUCCAAAGAUUUCCUAUAGAUGGUACGAGAACAAAACCUUCAACAGACGAGCUGACAAACCACAGAUUUUAGUUUCAAAUUCUUCGACUACAAGCUUCUACUGUGCUGUAAAAGACCACGAGGAUCUGCUGUCUGCUGACGUCUGUGCUGUGGAAAAGAAGUGCCGGAUGUUGAACUACGCCAGCAGGAGAAUCUGUGCUCUGCAAGGCUCUUCAGUGGAUAUUAUCAGUCAAUACUCGCACCCUGACAACAAGCAAACCACUUUUAGAUCAUGGUAUAGAAUAAAAAGUGGCGAGCAGGAGAGCGUUGUGCAGCUGACUGAGGAAGCAGGACGUGUUCAGUAUCAUGACAACAUAAAUGAGCACAUCCUAAAAAUCGAAAACCUGAAGAGGGAGGACUCAGGAGAAUACAUGUUCCCAACGCAGCGGAUACUUAACAGAGGACGGAAACUGUCUGAUUUCCCCAAAGUGAUGUUGGUUGUCACAGGCCUCAGCGUGUGGAUACAUCCAGCAGAGGUGACAGAAGGUCAGACAGUCACUCUGACCUGCAGUACCAGCUGUCCUCUGUCUGGUAACUACACCUGGACCUUCAACAGUAAACCUCUGAGCCAAAACAAGCACCUGGUUCUGGAUCCAGUCAGCAUCCAGCAUGCAGGAAACUACUCCUGUGCUGUUAGAAAUGGCAGGAUCAUCUCCAGUGAGAAGACUCUGACUGUCCAACGUGCUGCAGGAACAUUUGUAGCAGCUGCAGGAGUCGGUGCUGCUUUUCUCAUCAUCACACUUCUUGUUGUCUUCUUCUGGAUAAGAAAGAAGAGGACUUCAGGUCAGUCUGUUACAACUGAAGCAACAGACAAUACAGAGCAGCUGAACCCAGGUCUUCUGUAUGAAAACGUGUCAGCUCAGCCAACAGUGCAGGAUGAUCUUCACUACAGCAGUGUCCACUUCUCCAAGAACCCCACUGAUCCUCUCUACACCACCGUCCAACCUCAUCGGCCUAAAGAAGACGAGCACGUUGCUUAUGCCGUUGUGAACAUUAGACCCAAGGUGACCCCUGAAUUUGCCGUCACAUGUGUUCAGGGAAAACAAAGAAGCAUCUGUGCUUUGAAAAGUUCAUCAGUGAAUCUGACCUGCUCAGCUGAACAUCCAACUUCAGAUUUGGAAUGGUACUCUGGAUUCUGGGAUCACUCCAGGAUUGAAGUAUCUGCAGAUGGAAAUCGUUCAAAGUACAGCAUCUCAGAGGAGAAUAAUUUCACUCUAACAAUCAACAAUCUAACGGACACUGAUGCAGAUAUUUACUGCUGUGGAAAACCUACUGACAAAUCAGUCAACUGCCAGAUAAAUCAGACAAUUCUUCUCCAUGUUGCAGACCUGCAGGUGAAGGUGAUUCCCUCCACAGAGGGACAAACAGUAACUCUGAUGUGCAGCACCAGCUGUCCUCUGACUGAAAAGCCUGCAGCCUACAUCUGGUACAAGAACGGAGAGUUUCUCUAUGAGGACUGGUCUCCCUGGUACCAAGAGCUGCUCAGCAGUGAUCAAGCAGUCAGAUACUCCUGUGCUGUCAAAGGCUACGAGGAUCUCAGAGCUCCUGAAGUCUCAGUGGAUUCUGUCACAUCGACCUGCUUCAGUGUGACCUAUGCUACAGGGACGAUGUGUUUAUUUAAGAGUGAGCCCUGCUCCAUCACAUAUCCCAGAGGAAUACAUGUUCAAAUGACUCCUGGAAAAAAAGAUCAUUUCAGACUGACCUGUAACACCGGCUGUUCUCUGACUUCAUUUACGUGGUAUAAAGACAGAAAAACAGACAGACAGAAGGAAAAACAACAGAUUCUAGUUCCCAGCAGUAUUACAGGCAACCCCAGCUUCUCUUGUGCUGUAACUGGUUUUGAGGAUCUCCGCUCUGCUGACGUCUGUGUUGAUGAUAACAACUGCUGGAGUCUGAAUUGUGUCAACAGAAGAAUUUGUGCUCUGGAGGGAUCUUCAGUCAACAUCUCACAUGAAUAUUCACAUCCUGAAGAUGAGGAGCCAAAGUCUACACUUUGGUAUAAAGCAGAGGGAAAUGCUGAGCACAAAGAAUGGCACGGGCAUAAUGUGGAAUAUGAAGAGACAAAGAAGCAAAACAUCCUCAGAUUAGAAAAGCUGAAGAAGAGUGACUCAGCAGAAUAUAGGUUCAUUAUUGAGACAACCAACAAUGAACUGAAACACUGUGGUUUUCGUGGAAUUUCUCUGAUUGUUACAGGCCUGACAGUGACCAUGAGUCCUUCUGCAGAGGUGACAGAAGGUCAGAGAGUCACACUGACCUGCAGCACCAGCUGUCCUCUGACUGACAACAACAACUACAUCUGGUACCUGAACAGUCGACCUCUGAGCCAAAACAAACACCUGGUUCUGGACCCAGUCGGCCUUCAGCAUGCAGGAAACUACUCCUGUGCUGUGAAAACCCACGGAGACAUGGAAUCAGCUGUGAAGACACUCACUGUCCGUAGUAUUAGCACUAACUGGAAAGUAGCAGCUAUGGGAGUCGGUGCUGCUCUAAUGGUUCUAAUACUUCUCACUGUCAUCUUGUGGAUUGGUUUUUGCAGAAAAAAGAAGACUUCCAGCAAAUCUCCUAAUGAGGAAACACUGGACAAAUUGGAGCAGUACAGUGAAAUCUCAGCUCAACCAGCAGAGGAGAAACACUACUACAGCAGAGUCCAGUUCUCUAAGAACCACACAGAUCCUCUCUACUCCACCAUCCAGCCACAUCAGCCCCAGGAACAAGAGCACACCCCCUACGCUGUGGUCAGAAUAAGGUCCAACACCACUGAGGCACUCUGACCAGGCAGUGGACAACUAGACGUCAUACAACAGGAGAAACAAGGACAGCACGCUUCCCUAUGAGAUGUACAGAACUGGAAAGACAUCAUUAUCUCUGCAAUGUACUCGCAUUUAGGGCUUCCCCUUCUGUUCUUAUGUCCUUCAAUCCUGCUGUAGAUAAGCAGUCACACAUUUAGCAUCUUCACACCUCUGGAUCACACCUAAUAGUGCCGAUAAGGACUCGCAGCCUGCUUUGGGAAGUCACACCACCACAUUUUACUCUUGCAACUUCAGUGAGACUGCCACUUUCAACUGAUGUCACACAUCAUGAACAUUUCACAAACCCAUUUCAUGUUAAAUAACAGGAAGCUUGGAAGGCUAAGACUAUUUCAUUUAUGUAGAAGUAGUUAUAGCCCAUACAGUGUGUUUUACUUGUUUUCACUGCAAACAGGACAAAGUCUGAAUAUGAUUUGUUUCACAUUUCAGCACCAAGACUGGUUCAUAACCAAUCAAGACAGUUUGUUUGGCUUUAAAGACCCUCUCUGUUUGUGGGUAAAACCGUCAAAAAUCCUGUCAGUGUAUCAAAGCUACAUUUUUAGAUGUCUUUUUUCCAUGAAAUGAAUCCCCUUCUGCCUUAAAAUGGCUAAGAUGUAAUUAUACUCUCCCUCCACGCACCACUUCUCUCACUGCAGCUGGAGCACAUCAGCUCACAAAGGACUCUUCUCAACCUGUUAAACUACUCCAUACGUAAUGAUAUGUGUUUGAAUGUUCUUAUUGGACUAUCAUUUAAAAUACAGGUUUGUUUUACUCUUCUUAUUUAAUAAACAAUAGUGAAG